Owenia fusiformis is the source of this 681-nucleotide messenger RNA. Lineage: Eukaryota; Metazoa; Annelida; Polychaeta; Sabellida; Oweniidae. The record is from the annotation of a GenBank genome assembly.
ACAAGCAUAGACUUAUACAUUUGUACUGUGACAAAACAAAUUAUGUAAUCAAAAUAAAAGAAGUGUCCAGUUGGAACAGAGCAUCUCCCCGAGAUGUUCACUUCUCUGACAAUAGAGGUGGGUCACGGUUCAGAAGACUUGAAAAACACUGUAAUGGACACUCUAGUUGUCUAUCGAUAAAUGCUAGGCCAGAGCAUGGAGACACUGAAAAAAUUUUCUAUGAGUGUAUUAUACCAAUGAUCAAGCCCACAACUGAUGUAACGACACAUUCUCCAAAAAUAGUAAUUAUUAUAACAGUAAUUGUAAUAGUAUUUGUACUGCUUGCCAUUGGAGGUGCUGCUAUCAUCAUCAUUUGGUGGAGAAGAAAGUCCCCUGUGAUGACCAGUAUCAGAUAUACUCAGGGAAAUAUCAAUGGAUCUCCCCUUAUGGGCAAUGUGCACUGACUAAAGUACAAAAUAUAAAAUAAAAAGAGGUGAAAAUGAUCUGGAGGUUGACAUUAAAAUACAGUUCGACUUUUCAUGUUGAAAUAUUUGUUUGUCUAUGGUAAAUAAAACUAAAUAGAAUUCACCGUUAUAGUAUACUAGUAUCCAGUGUAUAAUGCUUCGAGCCAUGAAAGCGAUUUUGAAUUUCAUAUGGAAAGUGAAAAGUAUUUACGUGGUAGUUGUACAGAAAUUGUGGACA